Messenger RNA from Cryptosporidium ubiquitum, 585 nucleotides. Its product is annotated as thymidylate kinase. NCBI's taxonomy places the organism in Eukaryota, Apicomplexa, Conoidasida, Eucoccidiorida, Cryptosporidiidae. Bases 1 to 585 code for a protein of 194 amino acids. The transcript is spliced from 3 exons. Gene Ontology annotation, cellular component: nucleus; cytosol; cytoplasm. The record is from RefSeq and is a predicted model, not a curated record. Gene Ontology annotation, biological process: dTDP biosynthetic process; dUDP biosynthetic process; dTTP biosynthetic process. Gene Ontology annotation, molecular function: ATP binding; dTMP kinase activity.
AUGUGUUGUGCACACAAAAAUGAAAAUAGAGGAGCUUUUAUUGUUUUGGAAGGAACUGAUAGAUCGGGGAAAACUUUACAAUGCCAAAAAAUAUAUGAUUACCUAAUUAGUAUAGGAAGGAAGUGUAUUAAAACUGAAUUUCCAAAUCGUUCAACAGACGUUGGAAAACUGCUAGAUGGAUAUUUAAGAAAAACAAUCAAACUUGCUCCAGAGGUUUCUCAUUUACUAUUCACUGCAAAUAGAUGGGAGCUUAAUGACUAUAUUGAGAAGAACCUACAAAAUGGGGUCGACGUUGUAUGCGAUAGAUAUUCAUUUUCAGGAAUUGCUUAUUCCUCAGGGGCUAUCAACUUGGACUAUGAAUGGUGUAAAUCUAAAGAACAAGGUUUAGUUUCUCCGGAUUUGGUCAUUUUCCUAGACAUUAAUUUAAGCCUUUCCUCAAGUAGGUCUGGGUUCGGAGACGAAAUAUAUGAGAAUAUUAAGGACCAAAACAAUGUUUAUGAAGUCUAUCAAUCAUUUUCUAAUUAUUCCUUUUGGAAUAAUAUUGAUGCAUCUCAAGAUCCUGAUGUAAGUUUGAAAAAUUGUUAA